Molecule: messenger RNA, 4560 nt
Organism: Chaetomium fimeti
Lineage: Eukaryota; Fungi; Ascomycota; Sordariomycetes; Sordariales; Chaetomiaceae
Product: exocyst complex component Sec3-domain-containing protein
Exons: 4
Coding region: 277-4437 (1386 amino acids)
Biological process (GO): exocytosis; Golgi to plasma membrane transport
Cellular component (GO): plasma membrane; exocyst
Molecular function (GO): phosphatidylinositol-4,5-bisphosphate binding
Source: RefSeq, a predicted model, not a curated record
GCCUCAUCCAACUCCACCUGCAACUCCACCUUUUGCAUCUCGACGAAGCUGCCCCCGCGAUUUGGGCUCGAUUGCGCAUUGACGGCAUUCGCAGCCGGAUCUACACAGAACAUCGGCCAAACGACAACACAUUCCGCGACUCCAGUCGAUCCAUUGUGCGAGCAGCGCCCCCCAAAAUGUCACGGCACCCCCGCCAUCAGUCGCUGCCCGAUCGUUCAUGAAUCUCGAAAUACAACCUCAGCUUGACGGGCGCUCUUUCCCGUCGUAACCACGGCAAUGAACGGCCGCGAGGUGAACAGGGCGGAGAGGUUCGAGGACGAGAAGAGGAGGAUAAUCGAUAGCUGCUUCGCCAAGCGCGACGAGGAUGGAUCCCCCCUCGAAACAUAUAUAACACAUAUCAAGAUCACCGAGUACCAGACCUCCCCAACGUCGCCGCCCCCGCCCUCGGCGAGAACCCCCCAGUACGAGAAGCCCCGCGUUAUUAUCGUCGCUGUGCGCAAAUCCGGCCGCGUACGCGUGCACAAAUCCAAGGAGAAUCCCAAUGGCACCUUCUCGAUCGGAAAGACCUGGUUUCUCGACGACUUGACAGCGAUCGAGUCUUUCACGAGCCCGACCGUCAACCCGAACAGCCAGCAAUGGGCCGGAGAUGUGGGCUUUGUGGUGUCGCUUGGCAAGCCGUAUUACUGGCAGGCCCAGUCCGACAAGGAGAAGAAGUUCUUCAUCGCCAGCCUAAUCAAGAUCUACAACAAGUACACCGGCGGGCGCAACCCCACGUUAACAGGCUUUGAACAACGCGAGCUAGACCAAGUCCUCGGCGGUGCCCAAGUACCUCGGCGACAGGAGCGACCACCCCCUCGACCCUCCCCGCUCGACACCGCCCCAAACAGUACGAAUGCCUCCGUUUCUUCUGGAUACAAUGCGCCCCUCAGCGCGCAAACCACUCCGGCGCCGGCCGGCUUUCCUGAACGGAUGGUCUCUCGCAACCCUUUGGUGCCGAACGGAAACUCGUCGCCUGCUCAGAGUAUCGAUACGGGCCGGCCAUCUCAGGAUCAUCAGUCACUGCGCAGGCUCGCAUCUAGCAACAAGAGCCAAGACUCAGUUGCAGCGUCGUCCAUUACGAGAAGCGAAGAUGCAAUCAGCCUACGGCCGAGUACGAGAAACGGGCCGAACGGCUCCUCUCCUUACAUUACCCCUGAGCCGACCCCAGCCCCAGCAUCCGAGGAAAAGCCCCCUGAGCGGAAACGGCCUCCAAUGGAUCCUCUGCGGCCGUUGGGAGUUGAUAAGAACCUGAUACCUGCCCCGCUUAUGAGCCCAGGCAUGCGCCGAGAGCCUACGGUGCCGCCGCGAAACGUAGAAAGAGUCGCACCUCGAAAGGACUCGAUUAGUAGUCGCCGAAACGAACCUCCGCCUCGAGCCGAGGUCACGACGCCCAAGCGGUCGCCCAGCCCGGCGGUUUCAACGCCGCCUUCUGCCCCUCCAACAUCUGCCAUACCACCCAUCCCCACGCCCCCCGCUGACAACACCGUACCGGAGUCUCCGCCAGAGCCUGAAGAGGAAACUAAACCGGGCCUCAGGUCCAUGAUUAACAAGAAAUCUAAGGGGGAAAUUGCGGGAGCGUUUUGGAAAGCUGCGAGCGCAGCUAGCGCGUUCAAGCCGAGGCCUGGUGGUGCCGCGGAACGUCUGCGGUCGAAUCAAAACAAGACUAGCGACGGCCCCGAUGGUAUCACGAGCGUCGUCCCAGCGCCUCCGAAGCCCGUACCAGUUCAAAAACCACCAGAGCCCGCUCCAGCACCACUUAAGGCAGCGGACAAAGCCGCCGCCCCCAGCAUACCCGAAGUCAAGGUUACCGGCUCCGACUCCACCACCAGGUCAAUCAGUGCUCAACCGUCGAUUGGGGAUCUCAAGGAGAAGAAGGCCGAGGAACCAGCGGUGGUGGAGCCGAGGCGUUCUGUCGUCGCCGGCAAUGACACCAAAUAUCUUGCCACGCUCGGCAUAGAUCCGUCCCUGCUCGACAACCGGACGAACGAGUUUGCCAAGUGGUUGGACUACUUUGGGUGGGUUCCAGGCGAGAAGAUGCGCGCGCGCAACUUUGACGAGAUGCGGACAGACCUGGAUCGCGAGUUAAGCAAAGCGCAAGCCGGCGGCUGGCUCGCCCGUUUUCAGGAGGAGGAUGAGAGGGUUGAGGCCAUCAAAAGGGGCAUCGAUCUAUCCAUCACUGAGUGUGACGAGCUCGACAACUUGCUUACGCUCUACAGCGUUGAGCUAUCGACGCUGUCGGAUGACAUUGCGUAUAUCGAGGCCCAGGGCCAUGGCCUCCAGGUGCAAGCCGCAAAUCAGAAGCUGCUCAGGAAAGAGCUAGAGUCGCUGCUGGAGACCUGCGCCAUCAGCGAAACCGACCUCGACGCUCUCAAGGUGGCACCUCUCGAGACAGCAGCUGGCGUGGAGGAUAUCGAGUCGUCUCUUGUGACGCUGUUCAAGGCCAUGAUCAAGAUUGACCCAACACUGGGUAAUAGUGAGUCGCGCAAGAGCGAGGACAUGAACGCCGACCAGUCCCUCGGCCUCGACAGCGACUACGGCAAGAUGCGCAUCGUACAAGAGAAGAAGGAAAUGUAUCUCGCCGAGAGCUCCCAGUUCAUGCGCAGGCUCGUCGUCUUCAUGGAGCGGCAUUUCUCGGAAGCCUUCCGCGAGACGAAGAUGGCACUUGACGGGGCGCUGGCGAAGAAGGCCGACGCCCGCAACCAUGAACCCGGUAGAGAUCUCCUGUGGAUGUACAGCCCGCUGAUUCUCUACGCGAGGGACGUCGACCUCGAUAACUGGAAUCGCAUCCUCCAAAUUUACCAGGACCGGAGCCAUCCGAUCUACAAGACCGAAUUUAGGGACGCCAUAGAAGCGUGGAAAAAGAACGCGAGGAAGGUGACGGGCGAUGAGAGCGAGCUCCUUUUCACUUCGCAACAGGAGAAGAAGGAGGAAGGGCUCGCGACAACGGCGCGGAAGCUCACUGUCAAGCGCAGCCAAACGCUGGCGAGAAGUCUCCGGUCCCCGCUCGGCGAGGGUAGCCGGACGAACCUCGCCGAGAAGACACCGGACGGCAGGGCGCUGCCCUACGAGGUGUUCGCUGGCGUCUUAGACGACUUGCUGCCGUUGGUGGAGAUGGAGCAGAACUUUAUCGUUGACUUUUUCCACGCCACGACACUCGAACAGUCCGACUUCCCGGAUCUCGUCACGGCUUCGCGACCUCACGACCGACGUGGUGGUGAUCUGAAGCGGCACCGCUUGAUGGAGCCCGACCGCGACCUCGCGCGCCGGGUCACCAAGGCGAUGGAGACAAUAUUCAUGUUCCUAGAGUCCGGUUUGCAACAACUGAUGGACUGGGUGCUGGUCAUGGACCCUCUACAAGGCGUCGGCAUCCUGGCCACCCUCGAGCGCAAAAUGGCCGACAUGAGCCAGUCCAACCAAGACUUCCUCAACAACGUCCUUCAAAAGCUGCACGGCAACCUCGAGACCAAGUUCAAGAAGUUCGUCGACGACCAGAUCCGCGCCAUCGAGGAAACCAAAGUCAAGAUCAAGAAGCGCAAGGGCGUCAUCCACUUCAUCCGCAUCUUCCCCCACUUCAGCACGGCCGUCGAGAACAUGCUCGCCUCCACGGACCCGUCCCUCGCCGUCCGGCGCAUGGUCGACCGCGAGUACGACCGACUCCUCAAAUCGAUGUUCGACUCGCUCAAAGUCAUCGCGCGCGAGAACCCGGCGCUCGGCAGCACGGGCAUCCCAUCCGCCGCCACGGCGGCCUCGGCCGCGGCCGACCCGGAGGACAAGGAGGCGCUCAACUUCCACAUCCUCCUCAUCGAGAACAUGAACCACUUCCUCGAGGAGGUCGACAACCCGCGCCGCCUCGAGGUCCUCGACGACUGGCGCGACGCCGCCCACCGCGAGAUGGCCGAGCACCUCGGCCUCUACCUCAACGCCGUCAUGCGCAGGCCCCUCGGCAAGCUGCUCGAGCACCUCGAGAACAUCGAGGCCCAGCUGCAGGGCGGGAAGAGUGCUGCGGGUGUCGCGGCCCAGCCGAGUAAUACCAAGGCCGUGUUUAACAAGGUGCUGGGUGGGUAUGAUGGGCGUGAGGUCAGGAAGGGCAUCGAGGCGCUGCGGAAGCGGGUGGAGAAGCACUUUGGGGAGGAGGAGGCUGGUGGUGGUGGGGCUGGUGGCGGCGGGUUGACUGUCGGCGGGGGUGGUGCGGCUGGCGUGCCGAGUUUGCCGGGCCGGAGCGUGAGCGGUGGGAAUAGUAGUCUGGUGAAUCGGGUUACCAAGGAGUGUGAGAAGUUUUAUGGGGAUGUGGAGAUGCGUGUCGGGAGGGUUACCACGGAUGUGUAUGGUGGUGAUGUGCUGUUUGAGUGGCCGCGCGCGGAGGUCCGGAGCGCGUUUUCGAAUGGGGCGGGGAGGUGAGCUGGCGGGUAGCGUGUGUUAGAUAGUAUGGGGGGCUAUGGUGAUUGAUAUAUAGUUCUUUUCAUUUCUUUCUUUUUGGAAGUUGUGUUUCCCUAACUUAUGAAGUGAUGAGUGGUCAGGGGG